CAAACGAAGGCAUUACUAUACCGUACCGUGUUGGAGCUCAAGUAUAAGCGAUUAUUAUCUUUUUCAAGUUAAGUGUCAAAUUGAGUCUCUCGGUCUCGAGCCGUUAUUUUAUUCUCGCAUCGAGUCUCAAGUAAAACAGUGGGUUAUUCCCAUUGUUAAUUGAGCAGAGACGGACGCGUUGGAAUUAACCGAUUUACGGGAAGUAAAAGUUAGUGCGUCGGUUCGAAGUUGGUCAACAAAGGGACAACGCUGCGAGCAAACUUUCACAAGCGGUAGGUCAACGCAGGUGGUCAAAACGAGCGGGAGUGGACUAUACUCGGAUCUUAAUUUUUCCGAUCUCAAUUUCCGGUAAUACCCCCCGAGAUGGCCGGCAGAAGCGACUGGGAUUACACAAGAAAUGGUCCCAGCACUUGGGUGGAGAGAUUCCCAAUGGCUGCGGGGUCUAGACAGAGCCCGGUUAAUAUUGAAACCGAUCGCGCUGAGUCUGAUCACGAGGCCCUCAGCAGCAAACCACUGAGAUGGAAAUAUCCCGCUUCUGCAUCGAGAAAACUUGUCAAUCCAGGUUACUGUUGGCGCAUUGACUGCGAUGGCGAGGGAACACUUCUGACUGGUGGUCCAUUGAUGGAUGACAUUUACAAGCUUGAGCAGUAUCAUUGUCACUGGGGCUGCAGCGAUUCUAGAGGUUCUGAACACACUGUCGAUGGACAGGCAUUCGCUGGAGAGUUGCAUCUGGUUCAUUGGAAUACAACAAAGUACCGAACCUUCGCUGAAGCAGCAAAAGCACCAGACGGUCUCGCCGUGCUCGGUGUUUUUCUCAAAGUGGGAAAAGCACACGAAGAAAUGGACAAGAUUGCCCGAAUGUUGCCUUACGUCUCCCACAAGGACGAAAUGAUUGAGAUCGACGAUCCAAUAGAUCCGAGCAAACUUUUGCCAGUACGAGGUGGACGCGCCGGUAGAUGCAUUAACCCAUGCAUGAGAUGGGCAGACAGAAUAAUUCGCCCCGAUAACAAGUGUGGUUUUCAAGAUGACAAUGGCUACUGGACUUAUCUCGGCUCAUUGACCACCCCGCCUUGCAACGAGAGUGUCACCUGGGUUCUAUUCAAGAAAUACAUCGAAGUGUCACACCACCAGCUCAACAUAUUCCGCAACUUGAGAAAAUUUCCAAGAGGCGAAGAGUGCCCCUGCCACGAGAAUCACGGAGUGGUAAUUAAUAACUUCCGUCCACCACUUCCUCUCGGCAAUCGCGUACUGCGUGAGUGUGGAAGCUUCUGAGAUGCUGCAGCAGAGGAUUUUCGAAUCGAACAAGAGGGAAUCAUCUACCUAUUACGUCGGCUAUCACGGGGGGUUUGAGGGAACGAACGAGGGAUAAAGUAUUAAUCAAUAAAAUUUAUCAAUGUUGUGGGUAAUAUGCAAUUGAUCAAAUAGAGAAACAGAAUCUGAUAAUAGACUUGACGAUUGAAAAUAAUUCACUUAUUCCGUUUUUCAAUUAAAUAAUGAACAAAUAAUUGUCUUGUGCAAAAUUCAAUCCAGAAGUGCUUUGAACAUUUGAAAACAAAAAAUAUAUAUAUACUUUUUUUACAUAUUUAUAACCAACUAUUUUUAUAAACCGUGGCGGCAAUAAUUAACAAUAUUUGAAGGAACACAUUUUUGAAACAAAAUUUUUUUCUUUUCUAAAGCAGAAUUAUUGAAAUUAAAUUGAGGAUUUAUCCUCAUGAAUAAAAAGUAUAUUAAAUCACCAAAUGAAAAGUGAUAAUCGGAUCAAUUAUUACUAUGAAAAAUGUUCGAUAAUAUGAGAAAUAAAUAACCAACUGUCAUUACUUUUUUUUUACGAAAGGAUCAAUAGUGGUGGGACAAUUGCACCAUUUUAUUUAUGUUCAUAUGUAUAAGGACCAGUCAUAGUUUACGAAAGUCAUUCAUCUUCAUUAUGGAGAAAUGGUAAAGAUGUUGUUAUUUUGGGUGGAAAUUGCCGCAUAUUAUAUUGAUGUGGGCUUAUUUCAUAAAAUACAUAUAACUAUUACAUGUACGUUUGUUAGAACAACUCACUUAUAACUGUGUUAAAUCGUUCCAAUUUUACUUGAGAAUAUGAUACGAUAAUUGCUUGUGCUGCUUCGUCAACUACUGUAGUUUGUUUCUGAUGUCUCUACUCACUGUGAUGGCAAAAGAAAUACUAGUAAUAAAAAAAAUGAAUGAAGAAUA
Molecule: messenger RNA, 2196 nt
Organism: Diachasma alloeum
Lineage: Eukaryota; Metazoa; Arthropoda; Insecta; Hymenoptera; Braconidae
Gene: CAH1
Product: carbonic anhydrase 2
Exons: 8
Coding region: 364-1272 (302 amino acids)
Cellular component (GO): cytoplasm
Molecular function (GO): zinc ion binding; carbonate dehydratase activity
Source: RefSeq, a predicted model, not a curated record